AUGUACUUGAGGAUUUCUGUUAUUUACGCUAACAUUUUGACGGUAAUCAUUCUGUCGCAGCUGGUGGCUCGGCGUCAAAAGUCCUCCUACAACUACCUUUUAGCUCUUGCGGUGGCUGACUUGCUCGUCCUUUUCUUCAUCGUCUUUGUUGACUUCUUGUUGGAAGAUUUCAUCUUGAAGAAGAAGAUGCCUGAAGUCCUGGACAAAAUUAUUGAGGUGUUAGAGUUCUCCUCCAUCCACACUUCCAUCUGGAUUACCGUCCCUCUCACGAUCGACCGGUACAUCGCCGUCUGUCAUCCCCUCAAAUACCACAUGGUCUCCUAUCCUGCUCGCACCCGCAAAGUGAUUGGGAGCGUUUAUAUUAUUUGCUUUCUAACCAGCAUCCCGUACUACUGGUGGCCGAACAUCUGGAAGGAAGACUACACAAGCACGCUUGUUCAUCACAUCCUCAUCUGGAUCCACUGCUUCACCAUCUACCUGAUCCCCUGCUCCAUCUUCUUCAUCUUGAACUCCAUUAUUGUCUACAAGCUUCGACAGAAGUGCAACUUCCGUCUGCGAGGCUAUUCCACUGGGAAGACCACCGCCAUCUUGUUUACCAUAACGUCCAUUUUCGCCAUCCUCUGGGCCCCGAGGAUUAUCAUGAUCCUUUACCACCUUUAUGUGUCUCCCAUCAACAACAGCUGGUCGGUCCACAUUGUCUCCGACGUGGCCAACAUGCUCGCGUUGCUCAACACCGCCAUCAACUUCUUCCUGUACUGUUUCAUCAGCAAGCGGUUCCGCACAAUGGCGGCUGUAACGCUGAAGGCGUUCUUCCGUUGUCAGAAGCAACCCGUCCAGUUCUAUACAAACCAUAACUUUUCGAUAACGAGCAGCCCAUGGAUAUCCCCGGCCAACUCCCACUGCAUCAAAAUGCUUGUCUACCAAUAUGAUAAAAAUGGGAAGCCUAUAAAGAUCUCUCCGUGA
Messenger RNA from Notechis scutatus (mainland tiger snake), 963 nucleotides. The record is from RefSeq and is a predicted model, not a curated record. NCBI's taxonomy places the organism in Eukaryota, Metazoa, Chordata, Lepidosauria, Squamata, Elapidae.